UGCGCGUGCGCAGUCGGGCCGGGGCCUUGGCGGCGGUGGUUGCUGCUGGAGUCACGAGUGGUUUCCGCUGGGUUAUCCUGUGUGUUUAUCUCCUUUUUCCUCCACGUUCAUAAGGGUUGAUACAGCCAGCUACCCCGUGGAGUUUUCACUUUCAGUUUUAAGGUCGCCGUGUUUGUUGGGGUUUUUUUGUGCUGUUUAAACUAAAAGCAUGAGCGAUAACGAUGACAUCGAGGUGGAAAGCGACGCAGACAAACGAGCACACCACAAUGCAUUGGAACGUAAACGCAGAGAUCAUAUCAAAGACAGCUUUCACAGUUUACGUGACUCCGUACCAUCACUCCAGGGCGAAAAGGCAUCCCGUGCCCAAAUCUUAGAUAAAGCCACAGAGUACAUUCAGUAUAUGAGGCGGAAAAACCACACACAUCAACAGGACAUCGACGACCUGAAGCGACAGAAUACUCUGCUCGAGCAGCAAGGUAAGGUACGUGCAUUGGAAAAGGCACGGGCAGCUGCUCAGCUACAAGCCAACUUUUCAUCCUCUGACAGCAGUUUGUACACCAAUCCCAAGGGCAGUGCAGUUUCUGCUUUUGACGGGGGUUCUGACUCAACUUCAGAGUCGGAAACUGAAGAACCGCAGACCAGAAAGAAACUGCGAAUGGAGGCAAGCUGAGUCUGUUCAGGCAAUAAACUGGCUGGUUUUUACUAGGGAUUCUUGUGUAUAGCUAUACUUUUCAGUUUGUCUUCUGUCAGACCCCUUUGUGCUAUAAGGAUCAUAACAAGAUGCUGCUAAAUGGAUAGCUUCUUGUUUCAUCAGUAGAAGGACUCCCUGCUCUUCCUCGAAGUUACAAAAUGGCAGCUGUCAAACUAUUAAGGACUCCGUCUUCUGUGAAAGGAACUUUGCAGUAGUUCUUAAGACUUAUUCACUUGGCAUCCAGUGGACAAAAAGAUUAGUCUCAAUGAUAUGCUAUUGAAAGAAUAAGGAAGCAAGGCACAUGUUAUUUGAUGUUGUUAAUCUGUACAGUUGUAUUUCAAACUAUUUGCUGAUAUGACUAGUUUCUAAAUCUUGUUUUGAGAGCUUUUUUCCUUUAUUCAAUUAUGAAACGUUCACUGAAACUUGGCUUUAAAGUCUGACUUUAGUCCAGUUGCAUUUCAUUUUUUCCCACUGUGUUUAAGAUUAAAGUACUCAAAUAUUCUGUGCCUUGAAUUACUUUUGUGACGCUACAAAAAAAAUGAUGGAACAGCUUAAGUGCCCCUAAAAGAAUGUUUGAUGAUACUGAAAUGGCAACUGUCAGUACAUCCAAAAAGGGUAUGUUAAGUUUAUGUUUUAGCAGGUAAUGAAAUAAUUGUAUUUAAGCCUUGGUCUGCAUAAUACAAAUUACAUUGAUUUGCAAAACUGCUAAUUAUUGAUGUUUGAACAAUCAACUGGCUGUCAGGCACCGUUCAGGCUGUGUCAGGGGUGCGUACAUUUGUCUGUCUCUGCUUUUCAAUUACUGGUCUAAGCUUAAACUAGGUUGUAGUAUUACGUAGAUUUGUCUCUUUGUUGUUAUUUGAUUUCAUUCCAUGGAAAUUACAGGUAUGUUGUACAUACUGCCAAGAAAUGUCUUGCAAGUUGAGGCUGACCUUUACUAUGAGACUAUAAAUAAAAACUAUUUUAUCCUUGUUA
Messenger RNA from Amblyraja radiata (thorny skate), 1663 nucleotides. RefSeq names its product myc associated factor X (gene max). The record is from RefSeq and is a predicted model, not a curated record. Gene Ontology annotation, molecular function: protein dimerization activity; DNA-binding transcription factor activity. Lineage: Eukaryota; Metazoa; Chordata; Chondrichthyes; Rajiformes; Rajidae. The transcript is spliced from 4 exons. Gene Ontology annotation, cellular component: RNA polymerase II transcription regulator complex. Bases 209 to 670 code for a protein of 153 amino acids. Gene Ontology annotation, biological process: positive regulation of transcription by RNA polymerase II.